GGCAGGACCACGGUUUAUCUCGCGAAUUUUGGGAAGUUCCGUUGGGGAAGAUGGCGGCGGCCUCGAGCACCCUUCUCUUCUUGCCGCCGGGGACUUCAGACUGAUCCUUCCCGCGAAGAGUAGGGACUGCUGGUGCCCUGCGUCCCGGGAUCCCGAGCCAACUUGUUUCCCCCGUUAGUGGUGGGGAAGGGCUUAUCCUUUUGUGGCAGAUCCAGUCUCUCCCCGCCUUCAGGAUGAAAGCUCAGGGGGAAACCGAGGAGUCGGAAAAGCUGAGUAAGAUGAGUUCUCUCCUGGAACGGCUCCAUGCAAAAUUUAACCAAAAUAGACCUUGGAGCGAAACCAUUAAGCUUGUGCGUCAAGUCAUGGAGAAGAGGGUUGUGAUGAGUUCUGGAGGGCAUCAACAUUUGGUCAGCUGUUUGGAGACAUUGCAGAAAGCUCUCAAAGUAACAUCUUUACCAGCAAUGACUGAUCGUUUGGAGUCCAUAGCAAGACAGAAUGGACUGGGCUCUCAUCUCAGUGCCAGUGGCACUGAAUGUUACAUCACGUCAGAUAUGUUCUAUGUGGAAGUGCAGUUAGAUCCUGCAGGACAGCUUUGUGAUGUAAAAGUGGCUCACCAUGGGGAGAAUCCUGUGAGCUGUCCGGAGCUUGUACAGCAGCUAAGGGAAAAAAAUUUUGAUGAAUUUUCUAAGCACCUUAAAGGCCUUGUUAAUCUGUAUAACCUUCCAGGGGACAACAAACUGAAGACUAAAAUGUACUUGGCUCUCCAAUCCUUAGAACAAGAUCUUUCUAAAAUGGCAAUUAUGUACUGGAAAGCAACUAAUGCUGGUCCCUUGGAUAAGAUUCUUCAUGGAAGUGUUGGCUAUCUCACACCAAGGAGUGGGGGUCAUUUAAUGAACCUCAAGUACUAUGUCUCUCCUUCUGACCUGCUGGAUGACAAGACUGCAUCUCCCAUCAUUUUGCAUGAGAAUAAUGUUUCUCGAUCUUUGGGCAUGAAUGCAUCAGUGACAAUUGAAGGAACAUCUGCUAUGUACAAACUCCCAAUUGCACCAUUAAUUAUGGGGUCGCAUCCAGUUGACAAUAAAUGGACCCCUUCCUUCUCCUCAAUCACCAGUGCCAACAGUGUUGAUCUUCCUGCCUGUUUCUUCUUGAAAUUUCCCCAGCCAAUCCCAGUAUCUAGAGCAUUUGUUCAGAAACUGCAGAGCUGCACAGGAAUUCCGUUGUUUGAAACUCAACCAACUUACGCACCCCUCUAUGAACUGAUCACUCAGUUUGAACUAUCAAAGGACCCUGACCCCAUACCUUUGAAUCACAACAUGAGAUUUUAUGCUGCUCUUCCUGGUCAGCAGCACUGCUAUUUCCUCAACAAGGAUGCUCCUCUUCCAGAUGGCCGAAGUCUGCAGGGAACCCUUGUUAGCAAAAUCACCUUUCAGCACCCUGGCCGAGUUCCUCUUAUCCUAAAUCUGAUCAGACACCAAGUGGCCUAUAACACCCUCAUUGGAAGCUGUGUCAAAAGAACUAUUCUGAAAGAAGAUUCUCCUGGGCUCCUCCAAUUUGAAGUAUGUCCUCUCUCAGAGUCUCGUUUCAGCGUAUCUUUUCAGCACCCUGUGAAUGACUCCCUGGUGUGUGUGGUAAUGGAUGUGCAGGACUCAACACAUGUGAGCUGUAAACUCUACAAAGGGCUGUCAGAUGCACUCAUCUGCACAGAUGACUUCAUUGCCAAAGUUGUUCAAAGAUGUAUGUCCAUCCCUGUGACGAUGAGGGCUAUUCGGAGGAAAGCUGAAACCAUUCAGGCCGACACCCCAGCACUGUCCCUCAUUGCAGAGACAGUUGAAGACAUGGUGAAAAAGAACCUGCCCCCGGCUAGCAGCCCAGGGUAUGGCAUGACCACAGGCAACAACCCAAUGAGUGGUACCACUACACCAACCAACACCUUUCCGGGGGGUCCCAUUACCACCUUGUUUAAUAUGAGCAUGAGCAUCAAAGAUCGGCAUGAGUCGGUGGGCCAUGGGGAGGACUUCAGCAAGGUGUCUCAGAACCCAAUUCUUACCAGUUUGUUGCAAAUCACAGGGAACGGGGGGUCUACCAUUGGCUCGAGUCCGACCCCUCCUCAUCACACGCCGCCACCUGUCUCUUCGAUGGCCGGCAACACCAAGAACCACCCGAUGCUCAUGAACCUUCUUAAAGAUAAUCCUGCCCAGGAUUUCUCAACCCUUUAUGGAAGCAGCCCUUUAGAAAGGCAGAACUCCUCUUCCGGCUCACCCCGGAUGGAAAUAUGCUCGGGGAGCAACAAGACCAAGAAAAAGAAGUCAUCAAGAUUACCACCUGAGAAACCAAAGCACCAGACUGAAGAUGACUUUCAGAGGGAGCUAUUUUCAAUGGAUGUUGACUCACAGAACCCUAUCUUUGAUGUCAACAUGACAGCUGACACACUGGAUACACCACACAUCACUCCAGCUCCAAGCCAGUGUAGCACUCCCCCAACAACUUACCCACAACCAGUACCUCACCCCCAACCCAGUAUUCAAAGGAUGGUCCGACUAUCCAGUUCAGACAGCAUUGGCCCAGAUGUAACUGACAUCCUUUCAGACAUUGCAGAAGAAGCUUCUAAACUUCCCAGCACUAGUGAUGAUUGCCCAGCUAUUGGCACCCCUCUUCGAGAUUCUUCAAGCUCUGGGCAUUCUCAGAGUACCCUCUUUGACUCUGAUGUCUUUCAAACUAACAAUAAUGAAAAUCCAUACACUGAUCCAGCUGAUCUUAUUGCAGAUGCUGCUGGAAGCCCCAGUAGUGACUCUCCUACCAAUCAUUUUUUUCAUGAUGGAGUAGAUUUCAAUCCUGAUUUAUUGAACAGCCAGAGCCAAAGUGGUUUUGGAGAAGAAUAUUUUGAUGAAAGCAGCCAAAGUGGGGAUAAUGAUGAUUUCAAAGGAUUUGCAUCUCAGGCACUAAAUACUUUAGGGGUGCCAAUGCUUGGAGGUGAUAAUGGGGAGACCAAGUUUAAGGCCAAUAACCAAGCCGACACAGUUGAUUUCAGUAUUAUAUCAGUAGCCGGCAAAGCUUUAGGUCCUGCAGAUCUUAUGGAGCAUCACAGUGGUAGUCAGGGUCCUUUACUGACCACUGGGGACUUAGGGAAAGAAAAGACUCAAAAGAGGGUAAAGGAAGGCAAUGGCAACAGUAAUAGUACUCUCGCGGGGCCAGGAUUAGACAGCAAACCAGGGAAGCGUAGUCGGACCCCUUCUAAUGAUGGGAAAAGCAAAGAUAAGCCUCCAAAGAGGAAGAAAGCAGACACUGAGGGAAAGUCUCCAUCUCAUAGUUCUUCUAACCGACCUUUUACCCCACCUACCAGUACAGGUGGAUCUAAAUCUCCAGGCAGUUCAGGAAGAUCUCAGACUCCCCCAGGUGUUGCCACACCACCCAUUCCCAAAAUCACUAUUCAGAUUCCUAAGGGAACAGUGAUGGUGGGCAAGCCUUCCUCUCACAGUCAGUAUACCAGCAGUGGUUCUGUGUCUUCCUCAGGCAGCAAAAGCCACCAUAGCCAUUCUUCCUCCUCUUCCUCAUCUUCUGCUUCCACCUCAGGGAAGAUGAAAAGCAGUAAAUCAGAAGGCUCAUCAAGUUCCAAGUUAAGCAGCAGUAUGUAUUCUAGCCAGGGGUCUUCUGGAUCUAGCCUGUCCAAAAAUUCAUCCCAGUCUGGGGGGAAGCCAGGCUCCUCUCCCAUUACCAAGCAUGGACUGAGCAGUGGCUCUAGCAGCACCAAGAUGAAACCUCAAGGAAAGCCAUCAUCACUUAUGAAUCCUUCUUUAAGUAAACCAAACAUAUCCCCUUCUCAUUCAAGGCCAUCUGGAGGCUCUGACAAGCUUGCCUCUCCAAUGAAGCCUGUUCCUGGAACUCCUCCAUCCUCUAAAGCCAAGUCCCCUAUCAGUUCAGGUUCUGGUGGUUCUCAUAUGUCUGGAACUAGUUCAAGCUCUGGUAUGAAGUCAUCUUCAGGGUUAGGCUCCUCAGGCUCAUUGUCCCAGAAAACUCCCCCAUCAUCUAAUUCUUGUACAGCAUCUUCCUCCUCCUUUUCCUCAAGUGGCUCUUCCAUGUCAUCCUCUCAAAACCAGCAUGGGAGUUCCAAAGGAAAAUCUCCCAGCAGAAAUAAGAAGCCGUCCUUGACAGCUGUCAUAGAUAAACUGAAGCAUGGGGUUGUCACCAGUGGCCCUGGGGGUGAAGACCCACUGGACGGCCAGAUGGGGGUGAGCACAAAUUCUUCCAGCCAUCCUAUGUCCUCUAAACAUAACAUGUCAGGAGGAGAGUUUCAGGGCAAGCGUGAGAAAAGUGAUAAAGACAAAUCAAAGGUUUCCACCUCUGGGAGUUCAGUGGAUUCUUCUAAGAAGACCUCAGAGUCAAAAAAUGUGGGGAGCACAGGUGUGGCAAAAAUUAUCAUCAGUAAGCAUGAUGGAGGCUCCCCCAGCAUUAAAGCCAAAGUGACUUUGCAGAAACCUGGGGAAAGUAGUGGAGAAGGGCUUAGGCCUCAGAUGGCUUCUUCUAAAAACUAUGGCUCUCCACUCAUCAGUGGUUCCACUCCAAAGCAUGAGCGUGGCUCUCCCAGCCAUAGUAAGUCACCAGCAUAUACCCCCCAGAAUCUGGACAGUGAAAGUGAGUCAGGCUCCUCCAUAGCAGAGAAAUCUUACCAGAAUAGUCCCAGCUCAGAUGAUGGUAUCCGACCACUUCCUGAAUACAGCACAGAGAAACAUAAGAAGCACAAAAAGGAAAAGAAGAAAGUAAAAGACAAAGAUAGGGACCGAGACCGGGACAAAGACCGAGACAAGAAAAAAUCCCAUAGCAUCAAGCCAGAGAGUUGGUGCAAAUCACCCAUCUCUUCAGACCAGUCCUUGUCUAUGACAAGUAACACAAUCUUAUCUGCAGAUAGACCCUCAAGGCUCAGCCCAGACUUUAUGAUUGGGGAGGAAGAUGAUGAUCUUAUGGAUGUGGCCCUGAUUGGGAAUUAGGAACCUUAUUUCCUAAAAGAAACAGGGCCAGAGAAAAGAAACUAUUGAUAAGUUUAUAGGCAAACCACCAUAAGGGGUGAGUCAGACAGGUCUGAUUUGGUUAAGAAUCCUAAAUGGCAUGGCUUUGACAUCGAGCUGGGUGAAUUAGAAAGGCAUAUCCAGACCCUAUUAAAGAAACCACAGAGUUUGAUUCUGGUUACCAAGAAGUCUUUGUUCCUGUGCCAGAAAGAAAAAGUUAAAAUACUUGCUUAAGAAAGGGAGGGGGGUGGGAGGGGUAUAGGGAGAGGGAAGGGAGGGAAACAGUUUUGUGGGAAAUAUUCAUAUAUAUUUUCUUCUCCCUUUUUCCAUUUUUAGGCCAUGUUUUAAACUCAUUUUAGUGCAUGUAUAUGAAGGGCUGGGCAGAAAAUGAAAAAGCAAUACAUUCCUUGAUGCAUUUGCAUGAAGGUUGUUCAACUUUGUUUGGGGUAGUUGUCCAUUUGAGUCAUGGGCAAAUGAAGGACUUUGGUCAUUUUGGACACUUAAGUAAUGUUUGGUGUCUGUUUCUUAGGAGUGACUGGGGGAGGGAAGAUUAUUUUAGCUAUUUAUUUGUAAUAUUUUAACCUUUUAUCUGUUUGUUUUUAUACAGUGUUUCAUUCUAAAUCUAUGAGGUUUAGGGUUCAAAAUGAUGGGAGGCUGAAGAGCAAGGCUUAUAUGGUGGUAGGGAGCUUAUAGCUUGUGCUAAUACUAUAGUAUCAAGCCCAAGCAGAUUAGUCAGAGCCCGCCUUUAGAGUUAAAUAUAAUAGAAAAACCAAAAUGAUAUUUUUAUUUUAGGAGGGUUUAAAUAGGGUUCAGAGAUCAUAGGAAUAUUAGGAGUUACCUCCCUGUGGAGGUAUUGACUUGCAAUCUCAUUUUCCUUUCAAAAAAAAAAAAAAAAAAGCUAAGGUGGCUUGUUGGGAUGUAAACACGUUUUCAGAUGCAGUAAGGUUUAGUGUAGGACAGCCUUCCUGACCCAGUGGCUUGAAAACCAUUACAGAAUUAAUAGUUCUCCUGUUUCCACAAUGUGCCAAAAGUCUGCAUCCCAGCAUUUUGUUUGCAGGAGAACUGAUGCCAUUCCUAAGAGCUGGACUCAUUGUUUCUCUUCAUCACAAGGAGAAGGAGUCCAAACUUUAAAUCACUCCACAGUAUGCUCCCUGAGAUAAAACAGUAACAAAUCCGCAGCCAUAGUUCACUUAAAACAAUUUCAAGCUCACUUGAAGUAAUGGGGGCCUGGAAUGCUAGGUGAGCAUGAAGAUAAACCCUUGCUACUAUGUAGCAACCCAAUUGGACCUUUUUGGAGAAACAGGUCUGAGUCUGGAUUCUGGAGGACAUCAAUAAGAGCCCUUCACAUAAAAAUAUAGAAAUCCAGGAGACUGUCUUGAGUGCAACAGAAGUUCUCAGUUUUUGGAGGGUCCUCUCAAAAAUUCUGCGGCCUUACUUUGAUAUUGACACCUGCACUGUGCCAUUCCUGAUUAUUCCAUUCAGGAUCUGUAUCAGUGGGAUGGGGCGUGGUCCCCAGCACAACUCUUCUGGGUUUAAAAAAAAAAAAAUGCCAGGUGAUUCCUCUGUGUGUUAUGUCAUAAGUGGAGUGACUUCAUCAUAUAUGGAAGAAGAUUUCUAUAUUCAGCUCUUUCUGCAGGUUGGAGUCAGCAUAGAGUUGGAAAAUCAGCUUUGGCUCUUUCCUGUCUCAUUUCCUCUAGUGUUCUCCUUUUUAUGGUCAUCAGCUCUCAACAAUUCUGCCACUUUUGUGUCCCAAGGUAAUAAGAUGUAGGAAACAAAACAUUGCAAAGUGGAGCAAGAAAAGUUAUCAGUUACCAUAUCAGAGUCAAAUGUCUUGGGUGACACUAAGGAGGAUAUGGGCAGGUGAUACCAGAGUGCUUUAUCUUGUGAUGUUGAUACAGUAGCAGCUUCUCAUACAUUCAGCCAGGUUGGAUUUCUCACGAGUUUGUCACCUAGUUUUGAAUCCUAUCCAGUUGGUUUCUGCAGGAAAAAAAAAAAAAAGUUACGUGGUUUUUAAAAUUUGUUCUGGGUGGGGAAAAUCUUACGGGGAAUGUACUGAAUAGUAUCAGGGGCUCAGCUCCCCCAAGCAGGGCCAACAAAUACCAAAAUGAGUAAACUGGGAAGCUUUUCUCUCUUUCUGUCUUCAUCCCAGAUCAAAGAAUCCCGAGUUAGGAUCUGGAUGAAGGAUAAGCCCCUGAAUUGUCGAUGGGCUCACCCCCACACUGACCCAGCAUCUGAACUUGCUUAACAGGGAGCCGGGGCUAAACUGCUUCACCCUGCCUGAGAACCAGGGAGCACUGCAUUUCUCCACAGGGUGGAGGAGAAGAGGCAGAAUAAACCAAGCCUGGGACACCUCCCUCCUGUCUAGGUGUACUCAUUCUUCUGUUUCAAAAGAAGGCAAGGACAUGAAGUCAACUUCUACCUAUCUUCUGCUGCUGGUGUCUUACGUAUUCUCAGUUUGACCUGAUUCCUCUUCUGUCUUUUGGCUUAACAUUAGGGGUUCUUGGUCAUAACCUGCUCUGAUGUACAUGAAGAUUUCAGGUUCAAUGUCAAUGUGUCUUAAAACAGAAGUAUUUUAGUGGGUGGGGGGUGGGGUGGUGGGGACAAACAACGCAGAAUAUAAUUGCCAAAACCAGGCUUGAGGUUGGUGACUCGAAAGAUUUUCCUUCUUCAGGCCUAGAUCGGAAAAUUAAGUGCAGCAAUAUCAUGAAUUCUCAGAAGCCCUUUGAGGAAGCCAGUGAGUCAUACGGUAUCCACAGUUGAGUCACUUCAAGAUGUCAGUAUAGGAAACAUUAUUCACAAUCCUUGGGUAGUCUCAUUUUUUUUUUCCUUCUCCCCUCCUCUCCUGCCCCCCAUACAUUUCUAUCCUUGAGUUAGUUUUUGGAGGGGCAGGAAGUACUUAACAUCUCAGAAGCUAGAUUGGGAAACAUGUUCAGCUAUAAGAACUGAGCUUAAAAUUUUGAGUUUAAAAAUGUACAUCAGGAGCAGCUGGGGAGGGUCUUUUUUUAAAAAAAAUCUUUCAAAUUUGGUUUUCUGUGCAUAUGGCCGUUCUGUAAAUACUUUGGGGUUUUUCAUUUUUUUGAAAGUAGAUGAAAUCUGUUGUGGGAUUUUUUUCCCCGAAACAUUACAAAAUAACCUGUUUAUUUACAUGCAAAUAAACUUCUUUGAUAAAAAGUAA
Messenger RNA from Piliocolobus tephrosceles (Ugandan red Colobus), 8175 nucleotides. It is a transcript of the gene MED1, whose product is annotated as mediator complex subunit 1. Gene Ontology annotation, biological process: regulation of transcription by RNA polymerase II; cellular response to thyroid hormone stimulus. Gene Ontology annotation, cellular component: mediator complex. The transcript has 17 exons. Gene Ontology annotation, molecular function: nuclear thyroid hormone receptor binding; nuclear retinoic acid receptor binding; nuclear vitamin D receptor binding. Lineage: Eukaryota; Metazoa; Chordata; Mammalia; Primates; Cercopithecidae. Bases 234 to 4982 code for a protein of 1582 amino acids. The record is from RefSeq and is a predicted model, not a curated record.